Onthophagus taurus is the source of this 820-nucleotide messenger RNA. RefSeq names its product homeobox protein MOX-1-like. Gene Ontology annotation, cellular component: nucleus. Gene Ontology annotation, molecular function: RNA polymerase II cis-regulatory region sequence-specific DNA binding; DNA-binding transcription factor activity, RNA polymerase II-specific. Gene Ontology annotation, biological process: positive regulation of transcription by RNA polymerase II. The record is from RefSeq and is a predicted model, not a curated record. NCBI's taxonomy places the organism in Eukaryota, Metazoa, Arthropoda, Insecta, Coleoptera, Scarabaeidae.
CAUUCGAACCCACCACAAUGCACUUCGCAAACGUUUCUCUAACUCCAGUAAAAAUGGAACGGGACCAUUACGUGCCAUCAAGUCCAAUUAUCCAUCAAAACUAUCAAAAUCAAUUUUAUUCGAGACCUCCAGGAUGUUUUUUCCAAGAAAAUCGAGAAUUUUAUGACUUUCAAGACAACGGGAUAUUUUAUCAUCAUAAAACGGCGAUGUCGAGAGGGUUUGAAGAAAUUUUUAAUGGGGAAAGAACCGAAUUUGAACAGAAUUGUAAUUAUUGGAUUCCAAGAUGUUCGGAUGCGUGCUGGUUUGGGGGUGGUGAUUUAAAAAGUGCUAGUUUUAAUAAUUUCGUUGAAGAAAGAAAUUUACGAUUUGAUGAUGAAGAAGAUAAAGCCGAAACUAAAAAGAAUGAUGAAGAAGAAAUUUUAAAUAAUUUAAUAGAUGAAAAAUCGAUCGAAACGACAUCAACAUCAACAACAAAACCGCGUAAAGAAAGAACAGCGUUUACAAAACAUCAAAUAAAAGAGUUGGAGGAUGAAUUUAACCACUCGAAUUAUUUAACACGAUUGAGGCGCUACGAGAUCGCCGUCGCGUUGGAUUUAACAGAACGACAAGUUAAAGUUUGGUUUCAAAAUAGGAGGAUGAAGUGGAAACGGACGAAAUGUGGAGGCGAAAGAAGUGGAAAGAAAGAGGAGAAAUGUAAAAUUAAGUCUUAGGGAAUUAAACGAUUGAGAUGUUUUAUUGAUUUUAUUAGUUUAUAAUUGUAUCUAUGUAUUAUUAAGUACUUAAUGCGUUUUUUUUUAAAUAAAGUUUGAUUUUGAUAUCA